Molecule: messenger RNA, 246 nt
Organism: Auanema sp. JU1783
Lineage: Eukaryota; Metazoa; Nematoda; Chromadorea; Rhabditida; Rhabditidae
Source: the annotation of a GenBank genome assembly
AUGCCUCCCGUCGGCGCGCAAGUUGGUGCCCCAGGUGCUCCUGUUUCCUGUUUUCAAAAGAUAAAAAUGGGUUUUAUGAUGGGAUGCAUGAUUGGAGGUGCAACUGGAGUUUUAAUUGGAGGAUUUUCGGCUUUACGAAUGGGGUACAGGGGGAAAGAAUUAGUGAAAGCUGUUGGUAAAACGGUAGCACAAUCAGGGGGAUCUUUUGGAGUUUUCAUGUCCGUUGCGCAAGGAAUACGUUGUUGA